Aplysia californica (California sea hare) is the source of this 11947-nucleotide messenger RNA. RefSeq names its product transcriptional coactivator YAP1. Gene Ontology annotation, biological process: positive regulation of transcription by RNA polymerase II; hippo signaling. NCBI's taxonomy places the organism in Eukaryota, Metazoa, Mollusca, Gastropoda, Aplysiida, Aplysiidae. The transcript has 7 exons. The record is from RefSeq and is a predicted model, not a curated record. The coding region runs from base 227 to 1603 and encodes 458 amino acids. Gene Ontology annotation, molecular function: transcription coactivator activity; protein binding. Gene Ontology annotation, cellular component: nucleus; cytoplasm.
CGUCUGCACCUGUUACAUCGGCGGAAAUCAGUCUGGGAGAUAAACUAUUUUUUCGUGUCUAACUUUGCCAACGGAGUGUUCCCGACUCCAAUAAGUAACGAACUUGAGGAUUUUUAUGGUGUUGUUUUCGAAAUAUUGUGAGUUUUGUGCUUAUUCUGGUGGUGGACAUUCAAGUCUUCUCCUUUUUCGUGGGGCUGUGUGAGGAGGAACGAGAAAACCCGUCAAAAUGUCGCAAGAUCGGACUGGGCCGAUCGUUCACGUCCGGGAAAAUAGCGACACAGAGCUUGAGGCCUUGUUCAACAUAGCAAUGAACCCACAGCUGGCAUCAGAGACGAACAAAUCAGUCCCGUUACGAAUGAGGAACCUUCCUGCUUCCUUUUUUCGCCCUCCCGAACCCCCGAAACAGAAUAUGCAGCAACAGAUGGGGGUAAAUGCGAGCAAAGACGGCCAUAGUCCAGCAGACGCACCCGUUUUCCACGGGGCAGUGAAUUCAUCGGUGAACAUUGCACACAUGAGGGCUCAUUCAUCACCUGCCAGUUUACAACAAAAUCUUAGCGCAGCCCCUCCACCCCCGCCCACAUCUCAUGUCCGACAGCAUAGUUAUGACCUGCUGGAUGAACAACCUUUGCCAGCCGGAUGGGAUAUGGCAAAAACUCCACAGGGUCAGAGGUAUUAUCUGAACCACGUCUUACAGAUAACGACCUGGAAUGACCCCCGCAAAACUCACACCCCUGGCACAACGGCCCCUAGCGGCAGCAGCAACAACAACAACAAUAACAACAACACCAGCAACCUCAACAGUUCUCCGCAGACUGGGAGCCCUGCUCCCUCCAGUCAGCCUGCUCCCAACUCCACGCCUGUCAAUGUGGACAAGGUCCCUCUCCCACCGGGCUGGGAGAGAGCGUUCACCGCAGACUGCGAGGUCUAUUUCAUCAAUCACAUUGACCGCACCACGAGUUGGUUUCAUCCCUCAAUACCUGUUCAUUUGCAGCGACCGGGGAUGAAGUUUCAGCAGCAGCAGCAGCAACAACAGCAGCAGCAGCAGCAACAGCAACUUUCCAGCGGUCCCAUUAGCCCUCAGCAGGAGCAGCUUAAGCAUCUGAAAAUCCAGCAGCUUCAGAUGGAGCAGGAACUUUUGAAGAAGAGGCAAGACGAGAUUGCAAGACAGGAGAUGGCGCUCCGGGCCCAGGUGAACGAGAACAUGGGUACAUCUGGCGGAGACGUCACGGCAAUCUCACAGUCCAGCGAAAUGACCAGCGUAGCGGACCCCUUCUUCGGACAGACUACCACCUCAGACCACCACAGGCAGGAGAGUGGAGACAGCGGGCUGGGUGGAAUGGGCACAAGCUACAGUCUACCCAGAACACCAGAUGACUUUCUCGGGAACAUGGAAGACAUGGACACAGGGGACGGGGGCCCCAAGCUGACAGGUCAGGCAGACUUCAGCAGCAUGGAUUUGGCAGGAGUAAACGACGUAGGAGAUCACCUCAACAUGGACUCAGAAGAUUUGGUGCCCAGCUUGCAGGAGGAAAUUGCCAGCGAUUUACUGAAGGAUGUUGAGACAGUUUUAGGCAACAAGGAUAAUCCCUUAACAUGGUUGUGAGAUUGGACAUCCCUCAUUGCGCAUUCAUCACCACAGCUACAAUAUAUCACCAGCACCGCCAUCUUCCUCCUCACCGCCAUCGAUAUCAUAGUUCACUCCAGUCAUUCACAGAAGCAGCAGCAGCAGCAGCAGCCAAGAAACGGAUAUCAGUAUGAUGUUCUCUGUGACAGUAACUUAUAUGAAUUAGCUAAAUUAGUCAUUUGCCUCAUCCCUCAUUUUCACCACGAGAUAUCUCCUCCUCCUUGUAAUGGCGUUGUUGUUUUCUUUACAUGAUGGCAACUUUUUUUUUCUGUUUUUGUCAAUGAAAAAAAAACCUGUGUGUCCAACACAGACCGGUACUUCACGCUGUCAUUGCAACCUUCUUAACAAAAGCUAUUUGUGUGUCAUCGUCGUCGUCGUUGUCGUCGUGGUCGUCGUCGUCGUCGUUUUUGUGGUACUUUGUGUUCCGACAACCAUCCUCCACAUGAUUGUGUACAACCGAACCCGCCAUCUCUUCCCUCAUGCCCAAGGUUGUUCUUUCACCGUCCUCAUCCAUGCCUCAUUUAUGUGACAUCAGAGGAGAGCCAGAGUAGCAAUGGAGGGAGGGAGAUGAGGGACAUGCCAUUGUCGCAGAAAUAUGCAAGGAUUGUCUUCGUGGAUGCGCACAAAACUCAAUGAGAUAUGCUUUCCGUCUCCCCACUCAAUCUACCAAUGGAAUCUUUUUUCCCCCCUCCCCACUGUUUUAUGUUAUUUUGUUGGGCUGUAGGGGGGGGGAGGGUGUUUUUCCGGAGUACGCCAGGUCCUGCGGGAAUGGUGUUCUGUGUUUUUUCACUUUGCAAGAAUUCAACUGUUCAGUCUUUAAAAAGUAUUGAGGCCAGUCUGUGGUUGUGCAAUUCUGCCCGUCCUUUCUUGUAUCCAGCACUUUGCCUACAUGUGGUGGACAAGGCUACUCAGCCCAUACCAGAAUGUGGGAAAUAUCUGUUGUUGCAGUGUUCAGUUCUUUCUGACAAGUGUCAUGCAAAGAUAUUAUUGCAAAUUUGUGCACGUUUUAAAGUAUUGGUGACAUUCCUGUCCUUUUCACUCAUUUUGCACUCGUGUUCUUGUACUUGCCAUGAAGUAAAAUAAUAAUUUGGUACCGAUAGUUGUACCAGGACUUUAAAGUUAAUUGUAAUUUCGAACUCAAAUUUUUAACAUUUCGGCCAACUGCAAAUAUUACGGCCAUGGGCUAAAUUCUCAGGGGACAUAGCUGCUAGAAAGUGAGGGAGUUAGUCAGUAGGUCAUGUGCUCGAUAGAACGGAUGGGCUAGAAUGUUACCAUAUUCCUGUUAUCAUCUGUAUCAUACAUUCAUAUCCAUAUCUGUCAUCUUUGUCAUACACUUUUUAAUGUUUAAAAAAAAUUAUAUAGAUGAAACAUAUAAAUGAAUUAUAUAUACAAGUAUACACCCUAUAUUUUUUUACUCGCUCUCUCUAUAUUUUAUUCAUCAUCCACUUAAACAUGAAAGGCUGCCUCGUUUUCAAGACUGAACAGUGAAGAGUGCUUCAGUUUGAAAAAAAUAAAACCAUGUUGUCUCUGCAGGUUGUCUUCUGUGAAUAUUUGAGGUUUGUGAAGAUACUGUUAGAUUUCAGUAGAUGGAUGUUGAUUCUCUAGGUUUGUCUUGUUUGUUUUUUUAUUUAAUGAAUGACCUACAGCCGGCUUUUAUGCUUGUAUACAUACUGCUAUGCAUUUUGACUUCUUAAAUGGUAAGAUGUGUCUCUUCUGCUAUUGCUGGUUGAGUCAGUUGUUAUACAGCAAGAUGUUUUUCCUAGACCUGAGUCGUGUACUCUAUGCAAAACCUGUGUGGAAAGACUCAUUUUGUUAUUUUGCUUUGCUGCGAUAACUUUUUUGGUAUUGAAAAUAUGAAUUUCAUGUAGGAAUUCAAUUUAUUGGUAUUGAAGCUGUUGGAGGGAGAAGAAGAAGUAGGAAGAGGUUGAACUUGUUGUGGAAAUCUGCCUGGAUGUGAAAUGCCAGAUCUUUGUUGUGUUCACAGUGAUAUUUAAAUCCUUGUACUUACAUCUUUGUUUUAACGCGAGCGGAAGUUUCACUAUUUGUUUCCCUCCCCCCCCCCUGCCCUUUUUUCUUUUUUUUCUUUUUCUUUUUUUUUUUGGGUCCCCCAAACGUCUCCCACCAUCAGCUGUGCUUCACUCGUUCGCGCUACUGUGGGCACAGGGCCGUCGCUAUUGUGUUCCUGUCGAGACCUAACCACAGUUAUUAUAAUGGAAUAUAUAAGUUCCAUCUCUUCAAUGGUUGUGUACCGUACUCAUUUUAAGCAGUGAAAUAAACCCCCACCCGGAUUGUAUCAACCUUCCGAACUAUUGAAAUAAAAUGAGUUCUGAAAGUUUUUGAAAUAUAUUUCUAGCAAACAAGGUGUUGUGGAAAUGUAUUUUCUGUGAAAUUAUCUGUAGGCGAAUAGAUUUUUUUAAUGGUAAGAAUAAAAAGAUAAGCCUUUCCUUUUGUGGGAAUUUAACGACUCUUUUCAUAUGAGAAAGCUUCAACUUGUCAUGUUUAAUUAGUGUCUUUUUGAAGUGUAUUUUGCUGUGCUUCCAAGUCAUGAAAUUCUGUUGAUUGCAACAGUUUUUAACUUGUCUGCUGUUGUAAAAAUAUCUAGCAGAUAUUGGCAAAAAUAUAAUUUUUUCUGAAUUGCAUCAUUUGGCUGUUGGAAUGUACUAAAAAACUCAUUUGCAACCAGUACAUUUGUACAUUUGUAUUGGGGAAGUUCAGAAACCUAGCAAAAUCCCAUGUUUUUGAAAGAAGUAAUAUAUAUAUAAUGCACUGUGAACAUUGAGAGAGUAUCACGUUAUAUACUUAUUUGUUUCAAAUCUGAUCUGUUUUUAUUUUCAGUUUGUGUGCAUGUAGUUAGAAAACAAAAAAGUUGCAACCAGUAGUUUUCAGUUUGUUUGUAAGCUGCUUUGAUCAAGUGCAAUCUUGUAUGAUAGGGUAAGAAAAGCUCACUGAAGAGACUUCUGCUCCUAAGUUUUAUCAUGCAGGGGAGUAAAGAUGAAAAGACUUGGUUUUUUAAUUGGAAAAUCAUAAAUGAAAAUCAGACCAGCUUAUUUAGCAGCAAAGGUUGUGAGCUGCAAACCUGAAAAUAAAAUGCCAAGUUCACAAUGCUGGCUACCAGUGAGUUGAAACAUUUUGUGGCGUACGAGAUAGGGAAUCUUCCGCCUGCACUACAUCAGUGGCACUAAAGGAACGUUAUGUCCUGGGCCUGUUUGUGGUCAAGUGGACUCCUCCUAGCUUGAGGGUCGUCCUAUGUUGUUGAGACUGUAACGUUUAAUGCUUACGAGUAAGUACCCAAGGCUAGCGCUGUCAACGAAAGUUAGCCAGGCUAAGGGCAAGGGGGGAAGGUGUAUCCUGCAUUAACAGUGCAAUUGGAAAAUUUAGCUUCUGAAUCUUGAACACUUUUUGCGGUUGUUCAAAUUUUCCUUGUUUGUUUUUUAAAAUGAAAUAUUAAGUCAAUUUCAGGAUAAGAUGAUGUUUCCUUUUUGCUCAUGGAUAUGCCUUAAGUGAGAAAGAAUUGAUACGGUUUCUCUGUGGUCUUUUGAGUACUUUCAUUGUGUAUAUUUAUUUAGUUAUUACUUAACAUUUUCGGUUUCAGGUGCCUGGAAGUAAAAACUUAGGUUAAAAAGCUGUCUUUGUUUUUCAGAAUGUGGCAGCGGAUGCCCAAUCUAUCACAAAGAACUUGGCAUGCAAACAUUUUGCUAGUUUUUGGCUUUUGCCCUGGAAGCUUUAAUUUUCAAUGCAUAUAAGAAGAAAGGCUCAAUUUUUUAAAUUUGUUGUUAGCAAUGUGAGUUCUUUGGAACCCCAAACAAAAGAUAAUGGUACUCUAGAGACCACCAGUUCAAUGUCUAUUCUUUAAUUUGAAAAAACAAAAAGAGCUGUCAUCGUUCAUUUGAGACUUUAUUGAAGUGAAGUUUUCUGUCAGGCAAUGUUCCUUUUUAUUUUUACCCAAUCCCCACCCCUCCCCACCCCUCCCCUUGAUACAAGGGAUUAUUUUCUUAAAUGACAUUGUGACGGUCAAGAAUGGACCAGAUUGUGAUGGCCGUGUUGUGUCGUUUGAGUGGAAGGUGUUUAAUGAAGAAUAACGAGAAGGAAGCUUGUUUGUGUUCCAGCCACGUCGGGGCGGGAGAAGCCCUGGCCAGGCCACUCAGUCUGUCUUGACCGUGCCUGCCUUGUUGUGCUGCUUACUGUUGACCCUGUGUUUACUGCUGAGGUUUUUGUUGUUGAACAGCCAAAGUGAUAUACUGAUUGUGCGUUACUUAACUAACUACUACUGUGUGAACUUUUGUGUCCCGUCGCGCCGACUGACUGACUGACCGGCCGCCCAGCGGGCCCCGUCGCUCACUCCGCUAUGUUUGUCGGGUAUUCCGACUUCCUUCGGUCUUACGUUGCGUAGCCGAGUUUGGUUGGGUUCUUUUCCUUCUUUCUUCCUUUUUCUUUUUCUUUCGUAGUGUGUAUAUCCACUGAGUUAUGCAGAAAAAGGUAGAGUAGAACGGCUCUUGAGUUUAUAUUUUCCCUUGAACUAGAAGGAAGAACUGUGUUGGAAGUAUGUCUUGUUUGUUAGAUGUUGACUGAUGUGCACUUCUGAUGCUGGGAAAUCCAUUGAUGUUUCAGCGGAAUCUGUACAAUCAGUCCUUGUGGAACUGGCUCUGCUUCAUUUCUCUGUUUCGAACGCAGCAAGGACGGUAUCUCCUCUGUGCUUUGUUCAUUUUUCAUCAUCGUUCCCCCACCCCCCCGACGUUCAUCAUGAUUUACAGGCCUGCCUCGUAGAAUGGCCGUUAAAAGAAAAGCAAUGCAAAAACAAUUGUAUUAGUGGCAUGUAUUGGAAAAGGCAAUCAUCUGUUUGAUAGCCAAGAUACCCAUUUGUUUGUUGGGUUUUUGUUGUUGUAUAUUUUGGCAGGGAAUUUUUCUUUUUUUCCUAAAUCUGCAAUUUUUGUAUAAAUGUAGAAUUUUUGGUUUUUAGAAAAAUGGUUUACUAGAGGCUAAAUACUAAAAGUAGGGUAGCAGGAACUAAAAGGACUAGCGGUAUAGUGUGGAAUGAGGCUAUAGAACUUUAUAUUUUUGGUACAGUUUGCUAGAUUCGUCUUACAAUAUAGAUUUUUUUUUUCAUAAGUUGUAUUGUAACAUAUUAUUUUUGAAAAUCUUUUCAUGUAAAAAGCAAAAACAGUAAUUUACGUGUGUUUUAAUGAUAUUCCAUUGACCCCUUGGGCAGCAGUCAGGUCAUCUGUUUGAAGUUCAACCGAUAGCAAUAUGGUCGUUCUUUUCUUCAUGGUUAGUGGUGAUUAUGAUGAUCUGUUGUUGUUGUUUUUUUCCUCUUUAUUUUUAUGGUCAUGCAAAAGAAGUGUUGUGAUUUACGACUGAUUUUCUUCCCACGAAAGUCAUUCGUCCGUUGGUCUGUUUUUGUUUUCCACCCUAGUUUGUGUUUCUAGUGUUGUGUACAGCCACAGAUCUUUGCCAUGCCUUAUCAUAACUUUGAAUGUCAUAUAUGGCUCCCUCUACUGCAUUACAUGUUGCGCCCCCCCCCCCCCCGGUCUAGAAUGUUCAUUAUAGCCCUUCUCCGGGGAGUCCUCCCCUACCAUGAUGAGCCAGGCCUGAGGGGUGUACUAUUUGUAGAAAAGACCCACCUGUUUUUUCUUAUUAUAUGGCUGGGCUCGUAUGCACAGUCCUCCUCCCAUAUACCACACCUGACCAUUUAACAUACGUGAUAAAGUAAUGCUAUCUUUAUUCUAUCUCUCUCCGUUCAUUCAGUUAUGAUUGAUUGGGUCAAUCAUCUAUUUAGUUUUUUCUAGGGUAUCUUUUUUACUGCUCUCCGUUCAGUCUCGGUUUUUGUCUAAAUAUUUUUCUAAAGUUUGACUUUGUGUGUGUAUGUACACAAAUGUAAUUUUGUAUUCACUAGCAUUGUUCAUGCAGUAAUGACUACUCCUUACUCUAUUUUUCUUUUGUAACCAUAUCAGGUGUACUCUCUAACUUGUAUCUGCCAGGUGGCAUUUAAUCUUGUAGUGACAUGUUUAAUCAUUUAUCUAUUGGUUGUUUACGUGACAAAUGAUUAUUGUUGUAAUUGAAGACUAUCAUUACUGUUUUGAUAAACUAGUGUUUUUGUUCUUCUUGCAAGGAUGCUGUUUGAAAAAGGAUAGCCGUGUUUUAAAGUCUCCGUAGGUAUUUCAAGGUGUAUAAUUAAUGGAGCUUAGAUUGAAAAUGGAUAGAAGGCGUCUUUGCCAUGCCGUUGAUGUAAUUGUUCAGUUUUCUUUGUGAACUUUUAUCACACUUUUACGACUUUCCUCUAUUGAUGUAAUACAGUGUGAUGUUUUUCGUCGCCAGUAGGGAGAGCUUUAGACUUUUUGUAAAUUUUUAAGGAUUUUGCAGGCAGAAUAGAAAUGUUCAUUCCCAAGUGUCUCUUGUGUAUAGGGCAAGGAGCCAGUGUCUGGAGUUAGUUCAUGGGUGUAGGAUCAGUCUUUUUUUCCCCUCACUCUGUCACCUUUCUGUGUAAGUUGAGCUGUGUGAAACAGUGGAACAGCAUUACAUUUCCUCCUUUUCCUUUCACGUGAUCUAUGUGAACGGCUUGAUAAAUGGCUGUCCCUUUUUGUUCAUGGUUAUUUCUUUGAAUAGCAAAGACUUAGGUUUUACUCAUUUUGUCAUCUGCAAAGUAUUUUGCAUCCUUUGCCCCCGUUGUGGUCAGUUUUUUUCCAUCUUCCAUGAAAAUGAGUUGGUGGAAAGUCAGCCAACUGUUUUGUUGUCAUACACAUUUUAUGCUCACAGAGAUGCGAAGACAUCUGACAUGCAUAUCAAUUUUGCUCUUCCCCAUUCCCUGUGUUGAUAGAUUCAUCCUCGUGCGCUGUUUCGCAGCUCAGUUUUCAUUCAAACAAAAGAAUUUCAUGCAGCUGGGAUCUCGCUUACGGGGUAAAGUUUCUUCCUUGGGGGAAAACCAGUCAGACAGCUUUUCUGUAAGCAUAGCUCUAACCUAGCCCUAGGGUGACAGCUAUGGCCCAAAUGUUCAGGGGCUGGGAAUUUCUCUCCUGCAAGCUUGCUGAGGGUUAGCAUUACAUCGGAGUUAAAGCCCUCUGGCACCAGUCGCUCACUGAUUUGUCCCGAUACUCGCAAGAGAACAUUAUUUGUGUGUUUAAUAAAUAAUUGGCUGUUUCUUCAUAUGUGUCUUGACAUGGUGGAAUCAGGCACUCGUCAAUUUUUAGAGCAUCUUUAUUUGGCUUGCUUUGAUGGGGGAAAAAAAGACCCAUAUUUCGUGAAAACAAGUCCAGAUAUUUUAAAAUGAAGAAGGUCGGGGUCCCCUGGUACCGUAUUAGAAGUAAAUUUAAUCAGAAAAUGGUCACCAAAGUUCUGUUGUUUCUAAAGCUGUGAUUUCCUUGGAAACGACCAAUUUAAGUUUUUUUGUGCCUUUGAUAACGUUUUCCAGUAGAAAGAGAUGUGUUUUUAAAUGGACAUAAGAGGUGUUGAGCUCAAAACAAACAAAAUAAAAGAUAUAAAUUUCCCGACUGAGGGAAAAUAUUGUGUUUCUUUACUUUCGACCUCUUGACGAGCACCAGAUUUCACCAGGAUGCCCCACAUAUGUUGUCACAGACUAAUGCUGGUAUAAGUAGAGUUACUUAGAUGAAAUCUUGGGGGGGAGGAAGAGAUUACUGGGUACCACCACUGGUUUCCAUCUUAGGUAUAUCUUGAACUGUUGUGGGCAGACAAGUGUCAGGGAGUUUGUAAUUUGUGCAAUUCUUUCAUACACCUGUGACCCAGUAGCAGUGCUCCCAAAUUACCAUUAUAUGAAAUGGCUGUGAAAAGGGAGAAUAGUAUUAACUAAAAUAGAUAUGGUACAGUAUGUAGGACUCUAUAAGAGAACCUGUCUUUAGAACCACACAGGUUUAUUUGUGACAGGUUUUACUCAUCAUCCCCAUCUGUCUUGACUUUCUGAGGGAACACCGGGUGCCUCCUUGAAAUUCUGUGAGGACUAGAACUAGAAGUAAAGAUAGGUUAUUGAGUUCAGGUUAAAUUAGUUGUUUCACCAGCUCUGAGACUGAUGCGAAUUGUCCGUCAGUUGAUAGAUCACAGACCUUAAGGUAAUUUUAGGAGAUGUUUGUUUCAGUGACAGCUAAUACGAUCAGUGAUUUGUGGGGGCCUGUUGCUCAAACAAGAGCCGUUGUUGGUCUCUGGCUACUGUACUGUUGGGAUAAUUGAUCGUACUCGCCAAACGUGAGUGAACUUUUCUUUAUGCCAGCAUGACAACCAGUGCUUACGUGAAGUCCUAGGGACGAUUGUACUUUGUUCUAAAUGCAAAUUUUUACAAGUUUUUUUUAUUAUGAACUGGGAUAUCUCUCCCUUGAUGUCAUUCGAAAUUUGUUGAUGCAAAAUAAUGUACUUGUUUGACAUUAGUACGGUUGGAGAUUAUUGUAUUUUCAAAGUUACCCUGUCAUACUUGUACGAAAAUAUGAAUGAUUUUUGUAAUCAGGGCAUAUUUUUCGAUGGAUUGUUUCCAAAUCAUUUCGUGCAAGGAUCGUCAACCAGUUGACCCUCAGUUUUAUUUUUGGAUAUUUGUCUUUAUCAUGGCAGUACCCAUAUGCUGAUAUUUUGAUGUGAUGAGCAGUGACUGUGCCUCACUCCAAUGUUGCUCUUUGAAGAAGAGAGACGCUCCCAACUAUGCAAAAAAUGUCAGUUCAGAAUAUGAAAAAUCCAACCAAAUUGUGUCAGUACAUUCCAAACUUUUUUUUUUUUUUUAAAUUGUUUCAGAAUGCCUUUCGUCCUGCUGUCGUUCUUGCAAUACUUUCGUCCAUUAUAUUGCUUGGAUAGUGCCCCCCCCUGCCCCCUCCUCUACGAGUCGUGUUAGCUGGCACCAUUCUGCUGUGGGCCAGCGGUAACUGGCACGUGGGAGCUAUCAGUGUCUCCCACAUCAUGGCAACUCAGCCUCGGUCUGCUCUGCGUGUGUGUUUGUGUGUGUGUGUGUGUGCGUGCAUACGUGCGCUCCUCCAACACGGGACAAAAACUUGACGUCCAAUCAGCACAGACACAGCGUACACCGAGGCUGACACCAUGCUGUUGUUGGAAAUGAGUACAGUGAAUCAUUUUCUUCAUUUCCCAAACCAACAUUCAUGGUGAACAGUUUGUGGGUUGUUUUUUUUUAAAAUGAGAAACUUGUGUGAUGUUAUUGAAUAUUAUAUUAUUUUUAUAAAUAAUUUUGAUGGACAGUGACUUUGAGCCCUUUACUUGUGAUAAAAAUGUAUUUGUUAAAAUAGCACGAAAUGUCUUCUGAGUUAAGCUGAGAUACAAGAAGUAACGAAAUCCACUCACGCAGCCUGCCCCUCAUUUGUAUGCAAGUCUUGUUCCUUCAAAUUUUGGAAGAGGUUCCAUUUCACCUAACAGGCGUGCACACCGUAGCGUAGACAGAUUUGGGGAAAGCAGUUGGGGAACACAUGUAUGUACACUUUAUAGAGGUUGUGAAGGAAGCCUUUUAGAGAGGGUCGUUGUGUGGAUUAAGACAAGUGUGAAUGGAGUCGUUCACUCCUCUUGGUUUUUCCUACUACUACUACUACUACUACAACUAUUGAGAGUGUAUGCCCCGCCUAGGUCUGGACCUGUGGGGGUUUGAGCUGGUUUUGUUCACUAUAGACUUUUGACAGCAUAGCCACACAUAGAUUGAUCCAUUGUAUUCAAAGUAGUCGUUCAUUAUGUAAACUGUACAUAAAUGUUUAUUUUUGUACAUAAUCAAAUAUCAAUUUGAUUGACAAAGGAUUUGCUAAAAAAAAAAAAAAUUGGAAGAAUGUGAAGAUAUUGGUUGAAAAUUGUUACUAGUUCGAAGUAUUAAUUCUCGUAUAAAGAUUUCCUCAGUUUUGGACAUUAUUGCUUCUCCUUGAUAACAUUGGAUACCAUUUUCUCUGCUUGGCUGCAGCCGUGAAUGCCACCAUCAACAAAUUUUCACUCAAGUUUGGUGUGUGUGUCUAGCAGAGUAGAGGGGCUUUUUGCUCUGUGCUGCUGACAUUCUUGGAUGUUGCUACACAUAAAGAUUGCUGAGUGCUCGUGUAUUGUAGGAUGAGGAGGGAAAAGUGUGUUUUCUACAAGCUCUCUUCUCUCUCUCUCUCUCUCUCCAUUGACUUUAGUGUGAUGGCCUCCCGCUCACUUUGGAGUGGUGAGGCACGGAUGUUUCCACACACUGUGACGACAGGUGGUUCACCUGAGCAUGGCACGAGGUUCGAAUCCCAGAAGGGGCAACGUGGCUGCGUCCAGUCAGACAAAUCUUUACACUGUCAUAUUUUUAUUUCGUUCAUAAGUUUUACUGCUUGUAUUGGGCUAAAAGUAACAAAUAAAACUUUAAAAAAAAAAAAAGAAAAAAAAGAA